Messenger RNA from Diuraphis noxia (Russian wheat aphid), 1318 nucleotides. RefSeq names its product mitochondrial RNA polymerase (gene PolrMT). Gene Ontology annotation, cellular component: mitochondrial DNA-directed RNA polymerase complex. Gene Ontology annotation, molecular function: protein binding; DNA-directed RNA polymerase activity; mitochondrial promoter sequence-specific DNA binding. Gene Ontology annotation, biological process: mitochondrial transcription. The record is from RefSeq and is a predicted model, not a curated record. NCBI's taxonomy places the organism in Eukaryota, Metazoa, Arthropoda, Insecta, Hemiptera, Aphididae.
UUGAGGUGAAAAUUUUCAAAACAUCAUCAAAAGAUAGUUUUCUAGAUUUAAUGUCAUUCUCAACCAAUAUAAGUAUUCUUUGAUCUGUGUUGAUCAUAGUUCAUUUACUACUGAUUUAGGAACCACAAAGGAACAAUGAAAGAUACAUUGUGUUAAUUUAACUGGACUGAAAAAAAGAAAUUCUAUUAAAGAAAGACUUCAAUAUGCAGAAGAGAUACUUCCAGAUAUACUAAAUUCUGCCCAUAACCCUUUAGGAGGAAAUAUGUGGUGGGCUGAAUCUGAAAAUCCUUGGCAAACUUUGGCUUGUUGUAUUGAAAUAUCUCAUGCUUUACAAUUAGAAAAUCCAGAAAACUUUAUUUCUCAUUUCCCUGUUCAUCAAGAUGGAUCAUGUAAUGGUUUGCAACAUUAUGCUGCAUUAGGUAAAGAUUUAGCAGGAGCAGUGAGUGUCAACUUAACUCCUUCAGAUGUACCACAAGAUGUGUAUAGUUGUGUUGCAGCUAUGGUCGAAAGAGAACGAUCAAAAGACGCUGCAAAUGAUGUAGAAAUUGCAAAAURUUUAGAUGGAUUUGUUAGACGUAAAGUAAUUAAACAGACUGUAAUGACAACAGUUUAUGGUGUAACUAGAUUUGGUGCUCGUUUACAAAUUGCUAAACAAUUGAAAGAUAUUGAUUCAUUUCCUAAAGAUAAAGUCUGGUCAGCUUCUACUUAUUUAGUGGCAAAAACUUUUGAAAGUUUAAGAGAAAUGUUCACUUCUACAAAAGAGAUACAAGAUUGGUUUACAGAAUGUGCCCGUGUAAUAUCACAAUCAUGUGGUCAAAGUGUAGAAUGGAUAACACCAUUAGGAUUACCAGUAGUCCAGCCAUACAACCGUAGAAAUAAAAGUCAUGAUUAUACCAAGAAAUCUAGUAUGAAAAUGGGAGAACAUUUUAUAUUGGAUAUGUAUGAUCGACCAAAUGUGAUGAAACAAAAAAAUGCAUUUCCUCCAAAUUUUAUCCACUCGUUAGAUUCCAGUCAUAUGAUGUUAACAUCUCUUCACUGUGAACGAGYGGGUAUCACAUAUGUAUCAGUACAUGACUGUUUCUGGACACAUCCUAAUUCUGUUGAGAUUAUGGGAAAAAUUUGUAGAGAACAGUUUGUAGCAUUACAUAAUGAACCAAUUCUAGAAAAUUUAUCUAAUUUUAUGAUUAAAAAAUAUGAACUUCCUACUUAUGAUAUAACAAAUGAUACUCAAGAUAUGUUAAAUAUUUUUCAACAGUUACCUAAAAAAGGAGAUUUUAAACUUAAUAAUGUUCUAAACUCUAUAUACUUUUUUAGCUAA